Molecule: messenger RNA, 1550 nt
Organism: Populus trichocarpa (black cottonwood)
Lineage: Eukaryota; Viridiplantae; Streptophyta; Magnoliopsida; Malpighiales; Salicaceae
Exons: 7
Coding region: 259-1323 (354 amino acids)
Source: RefSeq, a predicted model, not a curated record
AAAAAAGAGACAGGGACUAAAUUAUAGUUUACCCAACAAAAUAAACAUGCAACUAAAUAAAUUAACUUGAUGGGACAUUCGAAGAAAUAUAGAGAUAGUAGUGGUAGGAGUGCUUGGUCUCUCGUAACUACUAUCUAUAUCCUACAUACAGUAGUUGUGUAGUAGUGAGUGUUUUGAAUGUCAGUUUCUCUUCUUGUCAGAAGAAGAAGAAGAAGAAAGAAACAGUAGCAAGAUUUUGGCGACUGCCUUGUUGGGAAGAUGAAGAAGAGAUACAGAAAUGGGGAAAUAUGGGAUUUCGAACAUGAAAUUGGGGAGUUGGGUAACAGGGAGGUGAUCUUAGGAUUGGACGGUGGAACUACGUCUACCGUUUGCAUUUGCAUGCCAAUUUUUCCCUUUUCUGAUCCUUUUCCCGACCCUCUUCCCGUUCUCGCUCGAGCCGUCGCCGGUUGUUCCAAUCACAACAGCGUUGGCGAAACUGCUGCUAGAGAGACGCUGGAGCAAGUUAUGGCUGAUGCUCUUUUAAAGUCGGGUUCUAAUCGCUCUGCAGUUCGAGCUGUUUGUCUAUCUGUUUCCGGCGUUAAUCAUUCAACUGAUGAGCUAAGAGUUUUAAAUUGGCUAAGGGAAAUAUUCCCUACUCAUGUGAAGCUGUAUGUUCAGAAUGAUGCUGUUGCAGCUUUGUCUAGUGGCACAAUGGGAAAGCUCCAUGGGUGUGUUUUGAUUGCUGGGACAGGAACUAUUGCUUUUGGAUUCACAGAAGAUGGUAGACAGGCUCGGGCUGCUGGUGCAGGGCCGGUCCUUGGUGAUUGGGGAAGUGGUUAUGGAAUAGCUGCCCAGGCAUUAACAGCAAUAGUAAGGGCUUAUGAUGGUCGUGGUCCUGUAACAAUUCUUUCAUCUAAUAUUUUGCAGACACUUGGUCUUUCUUCCCCUGAUGAACUUAUUGGGUGGACUUAUGCAGAUCCAUCUUGGGCUCGUAUUGCAGCUCUUGUUCCUGUCGUUGUGUCUUGUGCAGAGGCAGGAGACCGAGUUGCUCAUGAGAUCUUGCAAGAUUCAGUUGAGGAGUUGGCUUUGAGCGUAAAAGCUGUUGUUCAAAGACUCGGCUUGUGUGGUGAAGAUGGAAAAGCUUCUUUUCCCCUUGUCAUGGUUGGCGGUGUUCUAGAAGCAAAUAAGAGGUGGGAUAUAGGAAAAGAAGUUGUAAACCACAUUUCUAAAAGCUACCCUGGGGUUCUUCCAAUUCACCCAAAGGUUGAGCCUGCAGUCGGAGCAGCAUUGUUAGGAUGGAAUUUCUUAAUGACAGAAUCUCAGAAGGAGGCCUACAAAAGAUGACUUAUAAUGUCCAGAAGAUGACUUAUAAUGUACAGUUGCAAGGCCUUGAUUUGGUUGAGCAUAUUUGCUGGAUACUGUGGUAGUGCAGGAUAAUUUUUCUGCAAUAAUUUUUGUUGUCUUUUCCAUUGUUUGUAAUGGCUUCUUGUGUAAAAGUAGUUGCAUUUGAAAGACGACAUGGAAAUUGGAAAUAGAAUGAAAGCUUUCUUGGUGUGCGAUUUUUCCUGGAA